Dryobates pubescens (Downy woodpecker) is the source of this 2433-nucleotide messenger RNA. It is a transcript of the gene CHKA, whose product is annotated as choline kinase alpha. NCBI's taxonomy places the organism in Eukaryota, Metazoa, Chordata, Aves, Piciformes, Picidae. Bases 2 to 1333 code for a protein of 443 amino acids. Gene Ontology annotation, biological process: CDP-choline pathway; phosphatidylethanolamine biosynthetic process. The record is from RefSeq and is a predicted model, not a curated record. The transcript is spliced from 12 exons. Gene Ontology annotation, molecular function: choline kinase activity; ethanolamine kinase activity. Gene Ontology annotation, cellular component: cytoplasm.
CAUGAAGACCAAGUUCUGCAACGGCGAGACCGACCCUUCCCCGCUCGGGCUGCUGCUCGGCUGCAGCUCCGCCGCCGGGCAGCCCCCCUCGCCGCGAGCGCACGCCGACCCCGAGGGGAAGGAGCCGGUGGCGGCGGGCAGAGGCGCCACGACCCCGCCUGCCGCGCUCCUGCUGCCGCCGCCGGCACCCGAGGAGGAGCCGGCGCUGGAUCCGCGGACGCGGCGCAAGGCGUAUCUGUGGUGUAAGGAGUUCCUGCCCGGGGCCUGGCGGGGGCUGCGGGAGGAGCAGCUCCGCAUCAACCCCAUCAGAGGUGGCCUCAGCAACAUGCUGUUCCAGUGCUCGCUGCCCGACGCCGUGCGGACGGUGGCAGACGAGCCGCGGAAGGUCCUGCUGCGCCUCUACGGAGCCAUCCUGCAGAUGAGGUCCUGUAAUAAAGGAGAGUCUGUACAGUCUCAGGAGGAAAAUGACUUGCAAGGGGCAGAGGCCAUGGUUCUGGAGAGUGUUAUGUUUGCCAUCCUGGCAGAGAGAGCCCUCGGCCCCAAGCUGUAUGGAAUCUUUCCCCAGGGCCGGCUGGAGGAGUUCAUCCCUAGCAGGAAGCUGAGCACUGAAGAGCUGAGCUUGCCUGACAUAUCUGCUGAAAUAGCUGAGAAGAUGGCCAGGUUCCACGGCAUGAAAAUGCCUUUUAAUAAAGAACCCAAGUGGCUUUUUGGAACAAUGGAGAAGUACCUGAAUCAAGUGCUGAGGAUCAAGUUUACCAGAGAGUCCCAAACUAGGAAGCUGAACAAACUCCUUGCUUACAAUCUGCCCCAGGAGAUGAAGAGUCUCAGAGCCAUGCUCGAAGCUACUCCAUCCCCAGUUGUGUUUUGCCACAAUGACUGCCAAGAAGGCAAUGUCUUGCUUCUGGAAGGCAGAGAGGACUCAGAGAACCAGAAGCUGAUGCUCAUUGACUUUGAAUACAGCAGCUAUAACUACAGAGGGUUUGACAUUGGAAAUCACUUCUGUGAGUGGAUGUAUGACUACACGUAUGAGAAGUACCCCUUCUUCAAAGCCACUGCCCUCAAAUACCCUUCCAAGAAGCAGCAGCUUCAUUUCAUCUCCAGUUACCUGUCUGCAUUCCACCAUGGCUUUGAGGACCUGAGCAAUGAAGAGAAGUCCAAGCUGGAAGAGGAGGUGUUAAUAGAAGUCAACAGGUUUGCCCUUGCAUCACACUUCUUCUGGGGCCUCUGGUCUAUUAUUCAAGCCAAGAUCUCCUCCAUUGAGUUUGGCUACCUGGAGUAUGCACAGUCCAGGUUUGAUGCCUACUUCGAUCAGAAGAGGAAGCUGAAGGUCUGACUGUGGAGGAGCAGCCUGUUGGCUACUGUGCAAAGAGGGCAGCUGGCCAGAACUGUGCUUAGGCUACUGUACCUCCAGCCCCCUGGGAUGCAGCUGGAGUGUGCUGGGGACUGGUCAGAAAGGACUCCUGUACAGUUUCCUAAACACUUGGAGUGAGCCUGGGAGGCAAAAGUUCAACUCCAGCAGUGCAAUAUCUUUAACUCUUUUGUUUUUGUGCUCUAGAAGGUGUUCUGCAUCCUGGGGCAGCUGCCAGCCAAGUGGCAGCACCACCUGCACCAGAGCAAGCAGUGUUACUGGGAGUCCAUCUGCUGGGGGUGGUGUUGGGAAAGAGGAUCUGCUGUGGACACCUUCUCUCUUAAAAGCAAAGGAGACAACUGCUAAAGCUGUGAAGUAGGCUUCAAACCUUACUGUGAGAUUAGGCUCAAGAUGCCCCUUGAACACUAUCUUCAAAGCUGCUGCUAAGUUAGACCACUUGGCCCAGAGAGCAACUGACCCCCUGGAAGCAGGGUGCUGCAAGGGUCACCCCCACACACAUGAAUGUUUCCCUCAAGCUGGUGUGCCUGGCAAGUGUGAAGCCACCUGGAACUGGACCUUCUGAAGGAGUUUCUCAUCCCCUGUCCUUCAAGAACAUGCUUCUGUUGUUUGGUUUGUCUCUUGCACUGCUCUCUCCUGCACAGGGGCUCCUGUGGGCUGGCAGCACUGGAAAGAGUGCCUUGAAUUGCUCCCCAGAUGCCUGGCUUGGCAGUGGCAGCCACCUGUGCUUGCAGCACAGCUCUCCUGUCCUGGUGCCACAGGGGCUGGCUGGAAGGAGCCAAAGGCUGUGGAGAACAGGUCAGCAAAGGGCUGGCCUGCCCCCCACCCCAGGCUCCCAGGGCUUGGGAGGUGCUUUCCUUGCCCCUUCCUCACAUUCCAGCAAGCCAGAGGAGUGGAGCAUCUUGUGAGGAACAAGCCUGUGUACAGAGAAACCUGAGUCUAAUCCCUGCCCCCUCUGCAGAGCUGGGGAGCUUGUUUCUUCUGAAUGUUCUUUGUGCUUUCUAACACUGUAUGAUGAAGAAUAAACAUCUAAGCCUACCCUCUCCCCCUUGUAGAGCAGGUCCUGU